UUUGCAGGGACUUUGCCAUGACCGACGGCGCCGGCAAAUUGGCGGCCGAUGCUCCGCCGGCGUUGGUGUUGGGCACAUUUCGAGAUCACCGGGAUCUUUCACAGCGCCUUGCGCGGUUCGACUUUGAAUCGCCGGCACCUGGAAGCAGCUGGGACGUUGUCCUGUGUGUUGGUGGUAGUCGAUUUCACGCUCACAGGUUCAUGUUGGGGCUGAGCUCAAUGCCGUUGAAUGCGAUGCUGACGGGUCGCAUGCGUGAAAGUUCACAAAUGGAAGUAACCCUCAACGACGUAACCAGUGCAACAAUGGCUCAGGUGUUAACGUUCAUUUACACUGGGGAAGUGCAACUCGCCACACAUACCGUCGUGCAGACGCUGUCAGCGGCGGAGAUGUACGAGCUCGUUGGUUUGCGAGAAUUGUGCAAAGCAUUCAUCUUGCAACAUGCGGCACAUGUGUUCAAGCCGCAGAUGAUCGAACCACUGCCAGAGAAGCUGCUCUGCGAGUUGAUUGCGAUGGACGAUCUACAGAUUCGCGAAUCCGCAUUACUCGACGCCAUCCUUGCAUGGGGUGAAGCAAGGCUCGGCGACGCUUCGACCCCUCAUGGACCUGCGCUGCAAGCCAUCCUCGCCGACAUUCUCGCGCUGAUUCGGUUUUCCUCCAUGAGCGUGCGCGAGCUGUAUUGCAAAGUCAAGCCUCUAGCGGCUGCGGGCGUGAUCCCAGAACAUUAUUUAACCGAGGCGCUGUUCUAUCACUUGAACUGGGGGGCUGCGACGUCCCAAGACCAUCAAGUUCGUAUGACCCCACGAACACUCUCGACGACGAUGAGGAAGCGAAAGCGCGUUUCCUUCAUUCAAAACGUGUCGUUUAGCGAGCCCGAGUCUGCGCACGAGUGAAAUAGCGCACCACAUGAAGUCAAUGAUGCCUUGCCGUGGUUGUAUGUAUCCGACGUGGGAUUUCGAAUAUAGCCACGGCGUUGUGACA
Aphanomyces invadans is the source of this 978-nucleotide messenger RNA. RefSeq lists its product as hypothetical. NCBI's taxonomy places the organism in Eukaryota, Oomycota, Saprolegniomycetes, Saprolegniales, Verrucalvaceae. Gene Ontology annotation, molecular function: protein binding. The record is from RefSeq and is a predicted model, not a curated record. The transcript is spliced from 3 exons. The coding region runs from base 18 to 890 and encodes 290 amino acids.